Messenger RNA from Penicillium lagena, 2358 nucleotides. RefSeq names its product putative spindle pole body associated protein SnaD. The record is from RefSeq and is a predicted model, not a curated record. The coding region runs from base 1 to 2358 and encodes 785 amino acids. The transcript has 2 exons. NCBI's taxonomy places the organism in Eukaryota, Fungi, Ascomycota, Eurotiomycetes, Eurotiales, Aspergillaceae.
AUGGCCAACGCCGGCUAUACCUCGCCCUUCCCGACCUCCCACGACACCAUCGGCCAGUCCACACUCGCCACGCCGCUUUUCAUGCCAUCUUCUCCUCCUCAGAACGCCUCAAGCCGGACUGCCGAAUCUCCUUUCCGCUCUGACAGUCCCCAGCGCGUCCCCACAGACGGCGAAAACAACGGCCAAGAUCGUGACGAUGGCGACGCGCAUCACUCCGACAAUGAGCUGCAGCACCGAUCACGUCCGGAAACGCCUGGAAGCCCCUCGGGCUCGGAUUUGGAUGCCCGUCUCGCCGGUUACACCUUGGAUUUCAGUCGUUUCCCCAGCGGCCAAUUCGGCGCAGACACGCGGCCGCUGCCGGAGUUGAAAGAUGACGCGGGUGAUAAUCUGUCCGAGGUCGGUGGACCGGAGGACUUCACCGCGAAUAUGGAAAAAUACCUAAUGGGCGAAGACGAGGAAGCACCUGCCACUGUCAAGGCAAGCUUGCGACAAUCUAUACGGUCACAACAACAUGACAUUGAGGAUGAGGCAGACUCUAGUGGCUACAGUGAGUUUGGUCCUCCAGUCGAUAUGUCGACUCCGUCGCAUCUUCUGCACGGCGGCAGCGCUUUAACAAGGGACUCAGCCCAUCUCGAGGACAUCGAAGAGGAGCCGAGGUCGCCCUCUGUCCGGAAGCAAUCAACAACAUCGAGCCAGGCAACGGGUGACCGAGAGGAGGGCCUACGUCAACGGAUCGCAGAAUUGGAACAUGCUCUACAAGACCGUGACGAGAAACUGCAGAGGAACCGCAGACGAGUACUCGAGGCUGCCUCAGCUGGCGAGCAGAUCCGGCACCUUCAAGCUGAACUGCAGCGCAAGACCGAGCUUCUGGACAAAGAACUUGCCAAAGGAGGUGACGAACCACCUUUGCGACAGUCGACAAACGGCUCUGAUUUAACAGGAUUACAACAACAAGUACGGACGAUGCAGCAACAGCUGCAGAACCGGGAUUCGCAGAAAUCCCUGGACGCCGAGCGUUUGGAGACUAUUGCACACCUGCGCCAACAACUCAACCUGACCCAAGAGCAACUGCGGAAACGAGACGCUACCCUUGAUGAUACAGUUGCAAAAUUGAGAGAGGUUACUCGGGCAAAGGAAGUGCAGCUACAGCAGAAAAAUACCGAGAUCGAUGAGCUCAAGGCUCAGAUGGAUGAUCAAGCUUUGGAGAAUGAGAAGCUGGAGAGGGAGGUGGACCGCAUUGACACCGAAUACCACGACCUUGAAGAACGCUUCACCGAACUGGAGGACAAAAACCGACCCUUGGAAGAGAAGAACCACACGUUAGAGGCCGACCUCACCCGCGUGCAGUCCCGCAUGUCCGCCCAAGAAAGUGCCCUCAAAGCUGCGGCUGCCGAUCUGCCUGAUGCGGAGCGCAACACCUAUACUGAAAUCCUCGAUCUCAUCAAGGACUUGGGUGUGAAUAGUCCCCCCGAAUCUCCCAUGAAAGAAAACUUUUCCCACGGACAGGACGUACCACUGCGCCAGGAGAACAUGCGGCUCGAACAGGAGCUCGAGGAGACCAAGGCAGCCCAAAAAGCUGCCGAUGCGGAAGUCAGCCGGCUACGAGAUCAAGCGACUGAAGCGCAAACCUUGAUCAAGACUAUCGAGGCAGAGAACUCGCGGCUCGCUGGCAAAGUGGAGGAGCUUACCAUCGGCCUCAGCAAUGCCCAGCACGAGCUCACCCAGACAAGGGAAGAACAUGCUGAAUCUUUGGAAACCAUCGCCCCUCGCAACACCGCCAAUCCGGAGCAGCACGGAGGACCGGCUUCAGACCGGGAAGCGUCACACCAAGCCCAACUCCGGAGCCUACAAACCGCGCACUCCACCGCUAUCACGACCCUCCGCUCCUCGCACGCAGAGUCUAUGCGCAAGAUGCGCAACCUCCUCACAGCGGCGGAGCAGCGCGAAGCCGAACUUCAAGCCGAACUAAGUGCUAUGCGCAUCACAUCCUCCGGCCAAGAAUCCGAGCUGCGCCGCUCCUUCAAGGCAGAAAUCAAGCGCCUUGAAUGCAUCAUCGCCGCGAAAGACGAAUCCGCCGCAGCUGUGGACCAACGAAUUGCGAUGUCAGUCGACCGGCGCGAGCGCGAGUGGGAGCGUCGCAUACAGUUACUUCUCAAGGAACGGGAUCGUAUGGGUAAAGCUCUGCUGCAGGCUUGGGGGGAGAAAGAAUUGGGGAAGGGUGCCAGUGCGUUAUCUGAUGGGAAAGAGAAAGAGAACCGGAGGAGGGAUGCGGAUCGGGGAGAUGUGAAGCAGGGUCAGGCGUAUCGGUAUAAGUACGCUUCUAAGCAUCAGUCUCGGAGUGGCGAGAACAAGGCAUAG